Messenger RNA from Brassicogethes aeneus, 1947 nucleotides. The record is from the annotation of a GenBank genome assembly. NCBI's taxonomy places the organism in Eukaryota, Metazoa, Arthropoda, Insecta, Coleoptera, Nitidulidae.
AUGUAUGUUUCCGUUCCGUCUGUACAAUUACCACUGGAUCAUGGUGAAAAUAUUCCGGUGCCAAAAUGUCCAAGCCCAGAUGUUUUGACUGCUUUUACUGAUAUAUCAAAUGCAAAUGAUGCAUAUUCCGAGUAUGUUCCCGAACCAUCAGCGUCAAAUCAGCCGAUUCUAAUAACGCAAAGUAAGUUGGAUGAAAUUGUUGCUAAAUUGGAGCUAACACAGCGAAAGUCAGAAAUGUUAGCAUCUUUUUUUAAAUCAAAUAACUUGUUAGCAACAGGUACAAAAGUUACGGCAUAUCGUAAUCGCAAAGAACAAUUUAAUAAUUUUUUCACUGUUAAUGUGGAAAAGACUUUUGCUCAUUGUCACGACAUUUUAAGUUUGAUGAAUAAAAUGGAUAUACGAUACAGGCCAGGCGACUGGAGGUUAUUCAUUGACAGUUCGAAAUUCAGUUUAAAAGCAGUUUUGCUUGACAAAACAAACUUAAAACCAUCGAUACCAAUUGCAUACGGAACUGAUACCAAAGAGACGUUUGAAAAAAUGGAUCACAUUUUACAAUUGGUCGAUUAUAAAAAACACAAUUGGCGUGUAUGUUGUGACUUAAAGAUCGUUGCCAUGCUUACCGGUCUUCAAGGCGGCUACAUUAAGCACAUGUGUUUUUUAUGCGAUUGGGACAGUCGUUAUAAGGGAGAUCAGUAUGCAAAACACGACUGGAAAAUGAGAGUUGAGAGUGAGAAAAGAGACGCCAAUAGAAUUCACAAGGAACUUGUACCACCCGAAAAAAUUAUUUUGCCUCCACUUCACAUCAAACUAGGCAUUGUAAAAAAUUUCUUAAAGGUAGUUGCUAAAAGAGAUGAGGUAUUUCGCUGUUUACGUGACAUUUUUCCGAGAAUCAGUGAUGUCAAAUUAAAAAACGGCGUUUUAAAUGGUCCUGAUAUUCGGAAAUUGGUAAAGUCUGAAGACUUUGACAGGGUCUUGGUUGACAAUGAAAUAGUUGCGUGGUCGUCGAUAAAAGAAAUCAUUGUUGGACUCUUAGGCAAACAUCGUUCUCCCAAUUAUGAAGGAUCUGUGCGACGAAUGUUGGAUGCUUUUUCCAAAAUUGGAGUCAAUAUUGCCAGGCUUGACGGGGCCAAAUAUCUGCCUCCAAACCAGGGGGGUACUUUCCAGGGAGCUGGUGGUGCCGGUGGAUACUCUGGGGGCGGUGGAGGCAGCGGUUUCUCUGGCGGUGGGGCUAGCGGUGGAUAUUCCGGAGGCGGCGGCGGUAGAGGGGGUGGAGGAGGUUACUCCGGGGGUGGGGGUGUUCAAAGCGGAGGAGCUGGAGGAUACCAAGGAGGCGGCGGCGGCGGUGGAGGUGGAGGUGGCCCUCAAAUCCCCAUAAUCCGUUUCGAAAACAACCCCAACCAAGGAGACGGAAGCUACAACUACCUCUACGAGACCGGAAACGGAAUCAACGCCCAGGAAGAAGGCUACCAAAAGGACGGCACAGCCGCCCAGGGCUCGUUCUCUUACACCUCCCCCGACGGACAACAAAUCCAAAUCAGCUACACCGCCGACGAGAACGGUUUCCAACCCCAGGGUGCUCAUUUACCAACCCCGCCACCAAUCCCACCGGAGAUUCUGAAGGCUUUGGAGCAAAACGCUGCUGACGAGGCUAGAGGUAUCUCCGACGACGGCCAAUACAGAGGUGAAGGAGCUGGUGGAGGCUCAGGAGGCUACGGCUCAGGACCUUCGGGAGGUGGAGGUUAUAAUGCUGGAGGUGCAGGAGGUGGAGCUCCAUCAGGAGGCUACAAUGCGCCAGGUGGCGGAGGUGCUUCAGGAGGCGGUGUUUCGAACCAAUACGGUGCUCCAGCUGCUGGAGGAGGGUACAGAGGUCAGCAACAAGGCUUCAGAGGCCCUGGUGGACCUUCAGGAUCCGGAACCUCUGGAGGAGGUGGCGGGUAUAGGUACUAA